Molecule: messenger RNA, 878 nt
Organism: Aspergillus brunneoviolaceus CBS 621.78
Lineage: Eukaryota; Fungi; Ascomycota; Eurotiomycetes; Eurotiales; Aspergillaceae
Exons: 1
Coding region: 257-751 (164 amino acids)
Source: RefSeq, a predicted model, not a curated record
CGCCUGAAUGUCGGUCGAUCAGCUGGUCUGGACUGGGCGGUUCUGAAGAUCUGUCGAACAAUUCUUUUUCUCUUUCUUUUUUUCUUUUUUUCUUUUUUUUUUCUUCUUGGUCUCCCCCGGGUAUGCCCCGGACUUCCUAGUUGAGGGAACUGGAAAGGGUUUGCCAAAAGAAAACCCAAAGCACAAAGCAAAAACCCCAAAAAAGAAAUACUGUAACCGACAAAUAACAAACCCUCCCUAGGAAAAGAAAUACUGGAUGAUCCCCCUUCGUAGCGCCAAUCACCUCAUCUUUUCAUCAUCGACUCUCAUCUCAUCACAACAGGAUGGCAUCAUCUGGGGAAGGGACCCUUGGGGAAGAUGGACGGAGGGAGGAUUUGAUGGGGCCGGGGGCGGCGAGUUUGGGGGGGAGGGACAGCAUCGGGGGGUGGUUGAUUGGGGAUAUUCUACCUUUACUCAACCCCCCAUUCCCCCACCAUCUGACCGUAUCACGCAGAGAGAGCUGGUUGAGUUCCAAUACAGCAUCUUACCCUCCCAGAAGUCUAAUCAUGUUCAUGGUGGGCGAGAUAGGGGAUGCACCCACCUUUUCAAGUCAAUAGUGUGUAGCUAUCACAUGGGAAAAGAAAGGUUGGCUGAAGAGCUCAGGUAUCCAUGUGUGUGCAUUAUCCGACUUGCGGAACACAAUCACGUAAUCGAGCUCUCUUUGAUCACCACCAGAUCUUUUGCCCUGGAUGGUGGAGAGCGAGAAUUGUGAGGGAGGGGAAAGGAUGAUGAUGGUGGUGGUGGUGGUGGUGGUGAAAGGGGCGGGGGGGCCUUUACCAACAACAAUGAUAUCUUAUCAUACAUCACACUCGUUCAUUUCCACCCAGAGGGCAUCCGCG